GCCGUCUGGCAUGACGAGUGGUAACCUCAAUAGGUCCAUCCAUGUUCAUGUCGAUCACUUUAAUUGCAGGAGAUCAAGGCACACUACUCCUCUCUAAGCAUGAAUGUUCAGCCGAUUCGCUCUCAUAUAACGAAAGUCUGGAGCACCUAGUCCGGGACCGCCGAGGACGAAUAAGCCAACCGGACGUGGCGAGAAGUAGCAGUUCUUCUUCAGUCUCUAUCACUCGGUAGUUUCACGAACGCAAGGCUUCUACCAAUCCAUGAAAACUCUCUCCGCCCGUACAAUCUACCUUCUCAUUUCUAAUCACCGCGACACCAAACUGCUGUAAAAGAAGACAAACUGUAUGUACGUGCCUGACCCAGGUCCACAGUCCUACUCCCAGAGCACAAGAGAGUUCUAGCCUAGAUUACUGGGUCCCGCAAACCAGACUACGCUCGUUGACGACGAACGUGGAAACCGACUAAGAAGACAACACGACGGGCCGGCCCCGCCAGGCACGCGAUAGGCUUUCUCUACAUUGACUGCGAUCGUCCUUACCUCCGGAGACUUCUGUGGCGCACUGGUCAUCCGCGUGAUAAAGUACAUACGCACGCAGGGCGCAUUACCAUGGAUCUGG
This is a messenger RNA of Fomitiporia mediterranea MF3/22, 616 nucleotides long. RefSeq lists its product as uncharacterized. The transcript is spliced from 2 exons. NCBI's taxonomy places the organism in Eukaryota, Fungi, Basidiomycota, Agaricomycetes, Hymenochaetales, Hymenochaetaceae. The record is from RefSeq and is a predicted model, not a curated record. Bases 42 to 230 code for a protein of 62 amino acids.